GUAACCUUAACUUAGUUACUUGAUGAUUGUUGUCUUUAUUCUCAGUGAACUUUGGAUUUACUACCUAUAAAAUUUGAUAACAAUAAUUAUUAUCAUAUGAUCAUAAAUUUUGGGUAAUUAUAGCUGUACCAAAUGUCAAUAUACAGCGAUUAGAUAUUACUUCGGUACUUGGUAUUACUACUACACAUAUAUGUUUUGUGGCAUAAAUUACCGGUUUAUUUGUAUGUUUUUUGCGUUCUAAAUUUAAGAAAUUAUAAUGAUACGUUCAAAGCUUUUAUCUAAACCAAUAAGCAGCAUGUAUCCAUUUAAUGUGAGUGCAAAAGAACUUCAUAGUGGCAGAUUAAAUGGAAAAGUAGCAAUAGUAACUGCUUCAACAGAUGGCAUUGGUUAUGCUAUUGCUAAGAAACUGGGAAAUGAAGGAGCAUCUGUAAUAGUUAGCAGCAGAAAAGAAGAUAAUGUGAAAAAUGCUGUUAAAAGUCUACGUGAUGAAGGUAUCACUGCUGAAGGAGUUGUUUGUCAUGUGGCCAAUAAAGAACAAAGGAGAAAGUUGUUUGAAGUUGCUAAUAAUAAAUUUGGUGGCCUGGAUAUCCUUGUAUCAAAUGCGGCAGUAAAUCCAGCUGUUACACCAAUUCUAGAGAUACCUGAAGAAGCAUGGGAUAAGAUAUUUGAUAUCAACGUGAAAUCCGCGUGGUUAUUGGCUAAGGAGGCAUACCCAGAACUCAUUAAAAGAGGCGGUGGGAGCAUUGUAUUUAUUUCGUCAAUUGCUGCCUAUCAACCUAUGUUUCCUCUAGGUGCAUACAGCGUUAGCAAGACAACGUUGCUGGGCUUAACUAAAUCAAUCGCCUCUGAAGUAGUACAUGACAAUAUUAGAGUUAAUUGUGUUGCUCCCGGAAUUGUUGCUACGAAAUUUGCUUCUGCGAUCACAAGCUCGGACGCGGCAGCAGAGAAAAGUUUGUCUAUAGUGCCGAUGAACAGAUUUGGGAAACCUAUAGAGAUAGCAAACGCAGUAGCUUUUCUGUCGUCUGACGAGGCCAGUUACAUUACAGGUGAAACUGUUGUCGUAGCAGGUGGAGCUGUUGCUCAUUUAUAAAUCGAUAUUUUUUUUUUAUCAACUUUAAUAUAAGUAUAAAAUUUGUCAAACUACAGGGGGCUUAGACAAGUGAUUAAAUUUCUGAAUACAUGUAGAUACAUUACCGCAUGCAUGAAGAAGAUGGAUAACCAUCUAUAAGUUCACAAUUCAGGAGAUUCCUAUUUAUUGUUUUUCAAGCUGUAAAAGUAAUGAUUAUUUUACGAUAUUUAUGUUCUCAAAUAUCACAUACAUACAAUUAUAUUUGGAUUACUAUAAUAAUUAACAAAAGUAUUGAUAGUAUUUACACCUUUUUCAUCAAUAAAUUUUUUUUAAAUAUAUUUUAAAGCUUACUGUGUUACCUUUUGAGAAAAAAAAAUCGUUGUUUUUUCUGCUGAUACUAAUAUAAUUUCAUAAGUAGUGUGUUGAUUGUUGGCACUUGGUGGAAAUUUGAUUUCAUGAGCAUUGUACAAGCAUUUGUUCAUGUAUAACAUGUUCGACUAAAUAACAGAGUACGAUUAGACAAAUUAUUGUUUGUCUUGACAUGAAAGUCAUUAUGAUGGUCUCAGUGAAUUAUUCUUGUUAGUCCUAAUGUAGUUUUAAGGUGAUAAUGUUGUAUUGGUUCAUAUGGUGUCUUAAGUUUAUUGUUAUAAUAAGUGCCUAUGUAUCAAUUAAAAGUUAUUUUUUACAUUAUUAAUUAUUAAAGUUGUUAUUUACUACUGAAUAACAUUUUGUUGUGUUUAUAUAAGGGUUAAUUAAAUUAUACUAGGAUAAAUCCAUCCAAAAGAAAAAUCAUUUUCUAAUUCUUUUAGAAAAUAUAAAGAAAAUUAUCACGUCUCGUAUGAUAUGCAAUUAUAACGGAAAAAUACUGAUAAACAUACAUGCAUGAACAUUUAUAGCACAGUUUUGCAAAUUAUGACAAUAUUGUCUUGUAAUUUUUUCUCUUUAAGUAUUUAUCCUACUUACAUAUUUAUAAAAACUUAUUUAUACACAGGCAUAAAAAUACCGCCAGGGGUAGUGUUAGAAAUUUAAUAUAGGUUCCUUUUAUGACAUGUGCAUCCAUUAA
Messenger RNA from Galleria mellonella (greater wax moth), 2132 nucleotides. It is a transcript of the gene Dhrs4, whose product is annotated as dehydrogenase/reductase SDR family member 4. The transcript is spliced from 6 exons. The coding region runs from base 257 to 1090 and encodes 277 amino acids. Lineage: Eukaryota; Metazoa; Arthropoda; Insecta; Lepidoptera; Pyralidae. The record is from RefSeq and is a predicted model, not a curated record. Gene Ontology annotation, molecular function: carbonyl reductase (NADPH) activity.